Molecule: messenger RNA, 1551 nt
Organism: Ipomoea triloba (trilobed morning glory)
Lineage: Eukaryota; Viridiplantae; Streptophyta; Magnoliopsida; Solanales; Convolvulaceae
Exons: 1
Coding region: 1-1551 (516 amino acids)
Source: RefSeq, a predicted model, not a curated record
AUGAAGAGAUCAGUUUGUUCCCUCUUGGAACAAUCAAGGCAAUCAAGAAAUAAUCAGAAUAAUCAUAAUCCCAAUCAAGGGCAGUUCCAGGAAGGGAAUCAGAAUUUUGGGAACACUCAAGGUCAAGGUUUCUCUAGACCAUCUCAGCAUCUUGAUAUACAGACUCUCAUGAACACCAUGAUAGCUCAGAUGAGCAAGUUACUGGCAACCGUAGAGUCUCAGCAAGCUGCCCUUAGCACUCAGCAAAAUGCUCUUAUCUCUCAGCAAGCUGCUCUCAGCUCUCAACAAGCACUGAUAGAGAGCCUCACAUGGCAAAAUCAAGGUGGUUGUAAUCAGUUUUCUAAUCAAGCCUCAUCUUCGAAUGGUAGAUUGCCAGCGAGCACAGAAAAUCCAAGGCACCAAGUGAAUGCAGUCACCACUAUGAGCGGAUUAGCAUUGAAGGAUCAUCCACUUCCUUCAAAUGAUCCAGUGCCUGAGAGAACUGAUAAGAAGGAUGAGGGCAUUCAGGUUGAGGAUGGCUUUGAUGAGAGUGGGGAGGAGCCUGUAAUUCAGAGAGAUAGUGCUAAAGGAAAAGCCCCUGUGCCAGAUGAGAGUACUCCGAGUAAGAAGCAUGAAAGGAAGAACAAGAAAGUAGAUAACUCGGUUAUACCUUGCAACCUGUUACCAUAUCCACAGAGGUUGUGGAAAUCAAAGGAGUCUGAUAGAGAGAGCGAGUUCCAUAAGAUGUUAGAUAAGUUGGAGAUCUCCAUGCCUUUUGUUGAAGCAAUCACUCAGAUUCCAUCGUACAAGAAGUUUCUGAAGAAUAUUUUAGGCAAUAAGAAAAAGGCAGGGAAGAGUGCGGUGGUGGAUCUGAGCGAAGGAGCCUUGACCUGUGCAGUUCAUCAACAUAAACUACCUCCUAAGCUGAAAGAUCCAGGUAGUUUUGCCAUCCCUUGCAUCAUUGGUGGAUUUGUAGUUAGGGGUGCUCUAUUUGAUCUGGGUGCCAGUGUUAGUCUUAUGCCAUAUUCUUUAUGCAAGAGGCUCAACUUAGGCACACCAAAACCCACCUCCAUGAUCCUACAGAUGGCGGAUUGCUCCAUUAAGCGUCCAGUGGGAGUUCUUGAGGAUGUCCCGGUCAUGAUUGAUCAGUAUUUUAUACUGGGGGAUUUCGUUGUUUUGGAUAUAGAGGAAGAUGCCAAGGUUCCUAUUAUACUUGGUAGACCUUUUCUAGCUACUGCAGGUGCACUUAUUGAUGUGAGGAGAGGAAAACUCGUGAUGGAGGUGGCUGAGAACAAGAUCGAGUUUGACAUAUUCAAAAUGGCGAAGCACCAGCCUUCGUAUGUUGAUGAGUGUUACUUGAUAGAAGGGCUGGAUGAGCGCAUUGAUGAAAGUACAAAGAGUGAGUUAGGGGACUUGCAUGUUCUCCCAAUUGAUCCUGAACCCCCUGAAAAGUCAAGUUUGCUGAAACGAAAGGAAAAAUUCUUUGGUUCCGAUGGUUUCUACAAAAGAUGGAUGAGGGAGCUGGCUAAGUUCAGAAAGCCACCGGAUCGCGUGGCUCCCAAUCUCACCUGA